This is a messenger RNA of Acanthochromis polyacanthus (spiny chromis), 8308 nucleotides long. RefSeq names its product rho guanine nucleotide exchange factor 9. Bases 332 to 3805 code for a protein of 1157 amino acids. NCBI's taxonomy places the organism in Eukaryota, Metazoa, Chordata, Actinopteri, Pomacentridae. The transcript has 14 exons. The record is from RefSeq and is a predicted model, not a curated record. Gene Ontology annotation, molecular function: guanyl-nucleotide exchange factor activity; protein binding.
GUCUAACGCGGGGAGUUUCUCAGAGUCUGAUGAUAGCUGGCGAAGUUUAGAGGCGCAAGAAGAAAAAAAGAAGAGAAGAGACCAAACACAUGUGAUCUGCAAACGAGUCCACAACACAGCGUCCGCCUUUUUCUCAUGGAGAAAAGUUAAGCCCGCAAAAGUCCAGCGGAUUACUUUAUCUGGCGGUGGGUUUUUUUUUAUUGACUUUGAGCAGCGGCAGCUGCGAUGUCCUUUUAAACAGGAGGGAGUCUGCUGCGGUGUUUGAGAAAGAGAGAGGCCUGAAACAUGAUGUCCAUUGGAAGUGAUAGCUGACACUGUAGAAUGAGAGAGGAUGGAACAGACAGACAACCCUGCCCCUGAGAGCAACAACCCUAAUGGGUUUGUCAACCGAGUGUUUAAUGUUUCUCUGGAUGUGGAGAAUGAAACCGGCAGUGUUUAUAUUCAGGAGACUGGGCCAGGGCCUGCAGAGGGGCAUGGGGAGACCCCGGUUGCCUCCUCUCAGGCCCCUGUCAAGGAAAGACAGGAGGUCAACCGGAGGACUCGUGCCACUGGGGGCAUCUGGAAGAUCUUGAAUCGAAAGAGAGCUGUCUCAGAGCUCGAGAGGAGACCCCACUCCAUGAUCUUGCCCGGGGAAGCUUCCAUCCCUAAACUCUCAUUUGCUGACAAAGUUCGCUCUUUUAAGAAGCUUAAAUCCCCUGCUGUCUUUAGAGGGAAGACAAGCAAACUGUCCACUGCCAAGUUUACCAGCUCAUUGGUGGAUGAGGAUUCUUUCUGCCGUGAUAUUGGCACUCCCCAACAGGCCAGCAGGGGCACACUUAGACACCGAGGCAAGAGGCAUUCGUAUGCUGGAUACACAGCAGAAUUUGACUGCUCGUUUGAAGACAUUGACCUGUCAGCUCCUAUGGAUGGCCAUCAGCCCACUGUACUGGGAGAGGCUGUGACUCAGAAUGGUUGUAAACCGUCUGAACGAGUUUCCUAUGCUAAAAGAAGCCACAACAAUUCAACCAACUGCAACAAAAGCACUGCAGGCUGUGAAGAGCCCAGCACUAAGAGUAGCCCGAGGACCCACCACAGUGCAGGAAGGAGGCACAAAGAUGUGUGGAGUUACCUGAGGAGGAUUUCCCUUUUGGGGAAGACCAAUCCUGUCUACUCAGAGAGGAGCUUUGACUCUGAGCUUCACUCACUGGACAAAACCAUGGAUUCAGACUUUGGUUCUGUAGACUUUGAGACAGUCAGAGACUGUCAGCCGCCACCCUCAAAACACCCGGACACCAAGGGGCACUUUGGCGGUCUGUUUAAAUUUUUCAACAGUGUAGCAGAGACAGCCAGAAAAUGGCGAACAACCUCACGCUCGUUCUCUCCUCCAGAAGGAGAGAGGAGCCCGAUGAACUCCCCACAGGCCCCACAGCGCACAGUGGACAACAUUCACAGUGUUUCUCUGACCCUCCACAAUGAAGGACUUCCAAAACCCCACCCCACCCCAUCAUCACCACUGACCGCUAAAUCCUCACACUCCAGUGGCUUUGACAGUGAGACGCCAGCACCUGUAACAGGUGGACGAUCCCCUCAGGUGGUGCUAAAAGCCUUCCGGGCAUGUUCAAGGUCUCGAGCUGUCAAUGGCGUUCAGAGUUUUGAGGUUACAGACAAACCUAUAGACAGCGAGACAAACCACAGGUCCACAGCCAUAGUAGAGAAUCAUAUCCCUUAUCCAGGUCCAAACACGGAGGCUAAAAAAGAGCUUGAAAGGGAUCAAUUCAACGGCCUUUGUCGAGAGGAAAAGGUAGAGGGACAGACAGGAAAUGAGCAGGAUUCCAGAGAUGCUCCACUUGACUCCCACCAGAUACAGGAGCCGAAUGUCCAAUCACAACAAGGUGAUAAAGAAAGCACAACCAAUAGCGUACCAGCAUCAGAUUCGACAGAGGAAAUAUUUAAGGCCUUGUCUCGCCCCCCGGGUGUGUCACCGUUAGAGCCUCCGCACAGAGCAUCUCUCCAGCGAUGUCGCUCCCUGCCCCUACCCCCCAGCACCCUCACUGCCCUGGCGCUGCUCCUGCCUCAAUCAGCACACAUGGGUCAGUCGUCAUCGUCUGUGCGUCUGCGGUCUGGAGGCUCCGGUAGCUGCAGGAGGAGGAGGCUGCUGAGACCUGGCUCAGAACCACUACAGGUCAACAUAUUGAUAAGUGGAGGGUCAAUCGUCAACGCUGAGGCGGUAUGGGACCAUGUGACCAUGGCGGACCGGGAGUUGGCGUUUAAGGCCGGUGACGUCAUCAAGGUUCUGGACGCCUCCAACAAGGACUGGUGGUGGGGCCAGAUUGAUGAGGAGGAAGGAUGGUUCCCUGCCAGCUUUGUACGGGUGGAACCCCACCCUCCUCAGCCCCAAACAAAACAGGUUUUCUAUAUCAACCCCAUAGCAACUCCACGGUUCCAAAACACCACGUCAAAGCUGUGGGUGAAUCAGGAGGACGGUGGAGCGGAGCCAGCCGAGGGGACCAGCGAGGUGCAGAACGGGCACCUGGAUCCAACCAAUGACUGCCUGUGUCUGGGCUCACCCCUCCAAAACCGAGACCAGAUGAGGGCCAACGUCAUCAAUGAGAUCAUGAGCACAGAGAGACACUACAUCAAACACCUCAAGGACAUCUGUGAGGGCUACUUGCGCCAGUGCAGGAAGCGUGUGGACAUGUUUAACGAUGACCAGCUGAAGGUCAUCUUUGGAAACAUCGAGGACAUUUACCGCUUCCAGAUGGGUUUUGUUAGAGAUUUGGAGAAACAGUACAACACAGAGGAACCGCACCUCUCUGAAAUCGGGCCCUGCUUUUUAGAACAUCAAGACGGUUUCUGGAUCUACUCAGAGUACUGUAACAACCACUUGGACGCCUGUAUGGAGUUGAGCAAACUGAUGAGGGAUGGCAGGUACCAGCACUUCUUCGAGGCCUGUCGCCUCCUCCAGCAAAUGAUUGACAUUGCCAUAGACGGCUUCCUGCUCACCCCUGUCCAGAAAAUCUGCAAAUAUCCGCUCCAGUUGGCUGAGCUUCUUAAAUACACCGCACAGGAGCACAGUGACUAUCGAUACGUGGCAGCAGCUCUGGCAGUAAUGCGGAACGUCACUCAGCAGAUCAACGAGAGGAAGAGGAGGCUGGAGAACAUCGACAAGAUCGCCCAGUGGCAAGCCUCGGUUCUGGACUGGGAGGGGGAUGAUAUCUUGGACAGGAGCUCGGAGCUCAUCUACACUGGGGAGUUGUCAUGGAUCUAUCAGCCGUAUGGACGCAGCCAACAGCGAGUCUUCUUCCUCUUUGAUCACCAGCUGGUCCUCUGUAAGAAGGAUCUGAUACGCCGGGACAUCCUGUACUACAAGGGCCGCAUCGACAUGGACCGCUAUGAGGUGCGGGACGCCAUCGACGGGCGUGACGAUGACUUCAACGUCAGUGUGAAGAACGCAUUCAAAUUGUGCAACAAAGACAGUGAGGAGAUCCACAUCUUCCUGGCCAAGAAGCCGGAGGAGAAGAUCCGCUGGCUCAGGGCCUUCCAUGAGGAGAGGAAGAUGGUGCAGGAGGAUGAGAAAAUCGGUUUCGAGAUCUCUGAGUAUCAGAAGCGACAGGCAGCCAUGACAGUGAGAAAGGUGACCAAACAGAAAGGUGUAAACAGGUGCACGCCCCCCUCAUACCCGCCCCCCCAGGACCCCCUCAGUGCGGGGCAGUAUGAGGUAACGGAGGACAUGGCACAAGGAGAGGUUUUUGAAUUCAGUCAAUCCAAAAGAGGCCAGGCUCCCUUCUGGCAGAAUUUUAGUAGAUUAGCUCCAUUUAAGAAAUAGAGAUACUCAGACUCUUCUGAAGGACCAGCUAUUUUUCUUAGAAGCACUAAACACUGGAUGAUCAUGUCCCAUGAUGAAGAAAAAUACGAAAAACACACGUACACAAGAGACUUUGAAGUUAAGGACCAAUGUUAAUAUAGAGUGUGAUUGGAAGCAGCGAGAGGACUGAAGACUUGAGAAAAAAAUACAACUUUACAAUUCAUAUAUGUUAGUAACGUUCUUAGUUAUCAUGCUUCUCCAGCUGAGUCAACUGUCAUGAACUCCUUCCCUUGGAUUCUGCAUACUCACGCAUCAUCUGAAUGUCCUGGAGUUGUUGAGAUUGUUUUUGAUUUCAUUUAUUAUCCAUCACAUCUGGAGAGAAUCGCGGGGUCACGCCGGGUCAUUCCUAGUUGUAUGAUUGUGUCCAAAAGCUGAGAUCUUGCUGUGCUGCUAUGUGAGAUUGUUUGUUGCAUUCUUCUGAACGAGAGAUUGAAUUAAUGACGACCCCAGCUACUGGCUGUGGUGAACGAAGGACCUGCCAAGCUCGACUGUCAGCGUCGCCUCUGAGUUAGAUCCAUCCCACCACUGAUCACAGGCUGAUCAGACCAUCUCUGCUCUACUGAUGUCUGCAUCUGGAUCUCCACUUCACUCUCAGCGCUCCACAUUCCUCUUCUCUAGCCCCUCUCUUCGCAAAGUGUUUCAGCGUUUCCCUGCAUCCCUCUUGUCCCUCUCUAUCUCUCUAUCCACCUGCUCAGCCUUUGUGAGUCAGCAGCUCUCAGAGGAGGAGGUUCAUUCCUUUGGACACCUGCCAUUGGCCAUGAUAUGAUGGGUCAGGCAACAAAUCAAUAGUCAGAACAUCAAUAGAAUAUUUACAUCCUUUCACCUACCACUUGUGACAGGGUAUUCAUAUUCGAUCACGCGAGGGUCUGUGCGCUGCAUUUGACGGAGAGCUUGCCGCUCAGAUGAAACAGCUGGGAGCAGGAGAUAGGCAGGCUAUGGUCCACCUGCCUUGUUUUGCAGUCCCUCCCCCCCCCAAUCUCCCCAGAGACCACCCCUGUAGCACUGUGCUGGCAGCUCACUGGGUGUUUGGAAAGAGCACAGCCUACCUCUGGAAAUGAGUGCUAAAAAGUGAAGUUGAUGCAUUGGCCAAGGUCUAAAAUAAUAUCUCUUUUUUGUCCGUGUCAGCUAUAAAAGAGGACUUCUUCAGUUAACUUAAUGACUUGCUCACACUUUAAAAAGCACAGCACAUAUUCAGCCUGAAUACUUUUAUUUUUUCUCUCAUUUUGAGUACGAGUGAUACAAAUAUGCAACGCUACAGUGUGAGGAGUAGUUGGAACCCCAUCCAGCACAGGGGGAAAUGGUCAAAAAAUGGAAUAUGCUGUGGGAAGUGGACUGCAUUUUGAGUCAGUGCUUGAAAAAGAGUCCACUGCAGUAGUGCGAGCCGAUACCGCAGGGAGGUAGAAAGGUGAAUUUAAUCUGUAGCAUGCAGGUGUCCUCUGACAGAUUCACGCAUCUCUGAAGACUGAAGCUUCCAAUCUUGGCUUGCCGCCCCGUCACGUUGUUUUCCAGAUCUGAUCCAUGUUCUGGCAGUUAGCUCCGGCACUAUUAAGGGAUUCACAAAGGACUGUGGCCUGAUCAGAUUGAUUUGUUUAAUCAACAAAGCCCCCGAAGCUGCUGUGUGAGAGAGAUCCUGCCACAGAGUCCUUCAGCAGAGGAGUUAGAAAAGCGACGAUCCGAGGAACUGACGAGAAACUACCAAUUUACACACAUCAUGAAGGUGUUCUUUUCUACACUUGGAAUGUAAGUGAAACAUCUGUCCAUGGUUUGUGAUCAUAUUUUGACCUCAGAUACAGAUUUUGUGUUGAAUUAUCACCAGAUGGACAGUACAUAUACAGUAUGACAACUUGUGCAAUGUGAUAUAUCAUUAUAUAUCUUCACUAUUCACUACAACGUGAUAUGAAAGAGUUAUAUAUUGUUCUAUGUCAUUUGUUUGCCUUCUUACAGGCCUUAUAACCUAUUGGAGGAAAAAAAAGACCUUAGAAAAUUCCUUUGUAUGUUGUGUAAUUUAUGUUCUGUUUCAGUAAAGAAAGUUGAGAAAUGGGUGAGUUGGCUGCUGGUGUCUGUAGAGAUGGCUCCCAGUGAGAUUGUUUUGGAAGAUUAUUCUCUUGUCUGGCACAGCAAAAAGAUAUGGUUCCCAGGCCAUGAUAACCUCAGGUCCCGUGCUACGCCCACCCUCCCCAUCUCCCCCGCUCCUCCUCCUCCUCCCACCCCCUCCACCACCACACACACUCACACACACCUCCCUUUUCAACACUACCACCAGUACCAACAUGCAGACACAAGCAUGCAGGCAAACACACAACACUGACACACAUGAUACGCACUUGCUGGCCCGUUCUGCUGCGGAGAAGAGAGAUGCUAUCUAACAGUGCCUUCCAGCAUUCCACUAGUGAUUAUCUAUUCAGUUUCACAGGCAGAUUUGAAUUAGUCAUGUAUUUUCCCUUCAGUGCAUCUCUCACUCUCUUCCUUUCUCUCUCUCUGUCUCUCAUCCACGCUGGGAAUUCCUUGUUCCCCAGUGCAUGAGAUCCACUCGGACAGAAACUUUAGAGGUCAGGCCUUUUCCAUAUGAGUAGAUAUACUGUGCUGUCUGACUGAAACACCUAAAAACACCUUUAUUAUAUUCUGUCGCACUUACAUAGCAGCAAUUUUAUUGCACAAGAAUUUCAGAUGUUUAGAAACUGCAUAGAGUUCAUUUAUUGUUAUCUAUUUAACAUACUAAAGAUGGUUUAAUUUGAAUAUAUAGUAGGAAACAGAGUUUUCAUUAGUCAAGUUUAGGUUUCACAUUUCAAAGUAUAUUAUUAACAGCGAGUUAUGAAUCAAAAGAAGAAUCAUCUAUUUUACCUUUAUCAGCUACACACUGUAAAUACUGUAAAAAGAACAGAUCAUAUAUUUGGAUAUUGGUAUUUUGCGUUGGAGACGAAUGUUGUUCCAGUUCUAGCGUGCGGUAGACCUCAGUACCAGGUAAAUGCAUGCUUGUGGCAUCCAAUAUUUUGCAUGAGACUUAAGGCAACUCUUAACAGAUUGUUUAGUUUCAUUUAACUUCCAAUUGAAUUUUGUUUAUUGUUUUUUUUUUCUCCUAUUUUUUUCCACAAUGCGGAACCAUUCAUUUGUAAAACCCAUAACAUCUCACUAAAGGGAGUUCUUUUCUCUGUCCACCUGUCUCCUGCUCACUACACAUUACAGGUUGUAGCUUCUGUUUUUUAUUUAUUGACAAGUGGAGGGAAGCUUCUUUUCCUCACGCUGAAUCAAAGACUGAACUGUUGAUAGGUGAAAUGAAAGGCACUGAUGUUCUCUUUGCCCAGAUGAAAUGGGUACUAUAAACUGUAACAUUAUUUUAUAGCUUUUCUUUUUUUUUUCUUCUUUAAGUCCAACCUACACUGUCAUGCUCCAGACUGCUGGUAAUGUUUCUUUGGAAUGCCAUUAUCUGCGGAGGCAAAACGGGUAUAAUUUUUCUAUGACAACAGUGAACCAAAUAGGAGUUAGCACUGAUCAUGGGUGUUUGUGUAUAGAUUUGUAGUCAAGCAGAAGAGCUGAAUAAAUUCGAAAACCUCUCGGGAUGAGCUAAAAAUACACAUAAUCCUGAAGACACAUACACACAGUACUUCAUUGCAAUUCAUAUCAUGCUCUUGUUUCUACUUAAGAAAUGAUUCUUUGAAGUACAAUGACUUGACAUCACAAAUUGAUUCCUCACUUGUAUUUAUUGACAGCAGUAUUACAAUGUGGCCACGCUGUUUUAAAGGUUGUAUAUAUUUGCUUUUAUUUUCCUUAUAUAAUUAUGAAUCUGACCUUGUACGGGGAGCUGAGAGGACAGCCUUCUGUGCAGUUGAAUUUUUUUUCCCUUCUCUCUUUCCGGUCAUAUAGCCAAGACAGCCAAGUUAGCAGACUGUCAAGCGAAUGCAGCAGACGUUGCUCAGAUUUCUGUUAUUCCUUUUAGUCCAGGGUCUAGUUCACUCACAUUUAAAGCAGAGCGACAUCUUCAGUAGGAACUCCUUUGCAGUCGAUCACCCAAGUCCUGUGUUGUUUCAGAAUAGUCAGGGUACAAGUCUUCAAUGAGCCAUAUUCUGAUGUGGUUUUUCAAUGACAACAAGGUUAACAGAAGACUGACAUCCCCCAUUUGGAAACUAUUCAUUGUAUAUUACCAUCUAGUUUGAGGUCUAGAUUUUUUCCUAUCACAGAACAAUUUACUCACGGUAUCCAUAUCCUUUCGUCACCAUAUGCAAACAUUUGUCAUUUUCUUUCUUGCUGGCCUUUUGAGUUCAAUUAUUUGUUGUAGAAAUGAAAAACCUGAAAAAUAAUGCCUAUUCAAUCCAGAAACUGUGAAUGGGAGAGUGGAGAUGUUAACUGUAUGUACAUUAUAUGUUUUGAUGUAAUCAGACGCACUGGGAAUAUGUUGUACUUCGCUGUAAAAAAUAAAUCCAUAUCUGAUAUAGCUGUACUUUUGUUGAAAAUAAAACCUCUACAGAA